Molecule: messenger RNA, 780 nt
Organism: Ictalurus furcatus (blue catfish)
Lineage: Eukaryota; Metazoa; Chordata; Actinopteri; Siluriformes; Ictaluridae
Product: claudin-like protein ZF-A89
Exons: 1
Coding region: 1-636 (211 amino acids)
Biological process (GO): bicellular tight junction assembly; cell adhesion
Cellular component (GO): plasma membrane; bicellular tight junction
Molecular function (GO): structural molecule activity
Source: RefSeq, a predicted model, not a curated record
AUGGCUAGUGCAGGGCUGCAGGUUUUGGGUUUGGCUCUGGCGCUUUUCGGUUUGCUUGGCGACAUCAUCAUCUGUGCUUUGCCCAUGUGGAGAGUGACGGCCUUCAUCGGGCAGAACAUCGUGACCGCGCAGACCUUCUGGGAGGGCCUGUGGAUGAACUGUGUGAUGCAGAGCACGGGACAGAUGCAGUGCAAAGUGUAUGACUCCAUGUUGGCUCUGCCCCAGGACCUGCAGGCCGCGCGCGCUCUCGUGGUCAUCUCCAUCCUCCUGACGCUGUUCGGUCUCCUGCUCGCGGUCGCUGGGGGAAAGUGUACAAACUGCAUCGAGGACGAACCGACUAAGGCGCGCGUGUCCGUGGCGGCCGGCGUGUUCUUUCUGGUGGGCGGUGUUCUGUGCCUGAUUCCUGUGUGCUGGUCGGCUCACACGGUCAUCAUGGACUUCUAUAACCCUACCCUGGCGGACGCACGGAAGCGCGAGCUCGGCGCAUCGCUGUUCGUUGGCUGGGGCGCCGCCGCUUUACUGCUGCUCGGAGGCGCGCUCUUCUGCUCCCAGUGUCCUAAGACUGAAUAUCGAGGUUAUUCAGCCAAAUAUACAGCGCCAAGAUCAAAUGCACAUGGUGGUGGCAACUACGUGUAGGUUUAACGAAAGCUUAACAUUGGCCUGAUGGACAACUAAUGUGUCUUAACUAACUUGUGUUUUUAUUGGACAGGUUUACUAAAUAAACAUGUUUUAUGCAAUCUGUUUUCUCUUGGGCUCUAAAACCUAAACCCUUAAGUUAGG